This is a messenger RNA of Bombus pyrosoma, 2261 nucleotides long. RefSeq names its product Usher syndrome type-1G protein homolog (gene Sans). Lineage: Eukaryota; Metazoa; Arthropoda; Insecta; Hymenoptera; Apidae. The record is from RefSeq and is a predicted model, not a curated record. Gene Ontology annotation, molecular function: protein binding. The transcript has 7 exons. Bases 185 to 1654 code for a protein of 489 amino acids.
CACUGCUGGACGCCAUACUCAGCGCGCGUGGCUGUUUCACUUUGCUCAAAAUAUGCAGGAUCUAUGAUACUUGCAUUUGUUGUUAUCUAAAGUGCAUCUCAUAGAAAAAGUGCCAAAAGUUCUGCCUUCAGCAGGGAUGUUUUGCCAUCGGUAACGAAACUUCCUAAAGGGAUAGAGGAACAGAAUGACGUCCGAACGAUUUCACAGAGCUGCACGCGAUGGCGCCUUAGACAUCUUAAAAGAAGCAACAAAAAAGGAUUGUAACGCGCGGGAUGACGGUGGAAUGACCCCUACAUUAUGGGCAGCCUUUGAAGGUCAUAUAGAUGCUCUGAGACUGCUCGUCGCCAGAGGAGGGGAUCCCGACAAAACCGAUUAUUUUGGUAAUACGGCCCUUCACCUGGCAGCGGCAAGGGGUCAUGAAUAUUGCGUCAAGUUCCUUGUGAAAUUCGGCUGCAAUAUUUGGUCAUUGGAUAUUGACAGGCAUUCAGCUAGAGACUUGGCUGCUAUAAAUGGUAGAGAGAUGACUCUUCAGUUUCUAGAUCUUGCUCAAGCUGAUCAAGAAUUAAAUAAUCGCAAAAAGAGUCGUUUACUUCGAGAAAAGGCAGAAAAAGAUGCUGAAAAAAGGUUAAAAGAAUAUAUGAAAAAACAGAAGAUGGCGGAAAUCAGAGCUGAAAAGGAACAGAAAAAGUUAUCAAAAGAUCGAACGAAAUUGGAUUUAGCUACGGUUAACGAAACCGGCAUUCUACCUCACAAACCCAGUAUGUUGACCUUCAAAGGUCGAGUGAAGCCUUCACCAACAUUCAGCGAUAUCGUUGGCACUACUGCAAAGAAACAAGGCAGUGCAGUAUGCAGAAAAGCUUUAGCGAGAAAAGCCGUUGAUGAUUUCAAAGUAGUAGAGAUUGAAGUAAAUGGAAAAAAAUCGAUCCGUAGUCUCACUGGUCUUAGAAGAGAUUCUGAAGUAAUGUACGUAGGAACUUACGAAACGCAAACUCAACAAGCAGGAAGGAGAGGAAAAAUCUCUGACGUUUGGGGUACACUAAGCAAAGCACAAAGUACUCCUGAUCUCUUGGGCGAUCGAUCCUUUGACGAAGAUAUCGAACAAGAUGAUAGAGAAGACAUGGAUAGCGUAGGAGAUAACGUUUUGCUGCAAGAACCGGCAAGUAUCUUCAAUCGACCUGGUUUUGGAUCGGUAGCAUUUCGAAGAGCGAUAACAACUACUUUCGAUAAUCUACCAGUCUCGCAAGUGGAUGCACAUGAACAAAAUGGUAACUCUUGCGUGAAUGGUUCUGUAAACGGAUCUAUAAAUGGUCAUAGAACCAACUCAAAUGGGCACAACGAAGAAAUCAGCAUAGGAAGCGCAGGUAGUUUAGCUCGCCGACAGAGUAUGUGGGAUGAUGAUUUACUUUCAGAGGAAGAAACCGAUGAGGAAUGGACACCAUUGCAAAGAUUUUUAGUUGCCAAUAAUCUUUCAUCGGUACAUCCGGUUUUAGAAUCAGAACAAAUUGAUCUAGAAGCCCUAAUGUUACUAACUGAAAGUGAUAUAGCGGCACUUAAACUUCCACUUGGACCUAAAAGGAAAUUAAUGAAUGCAAUAGCUAACAGGAAAAGGGCAUUAGAUGCUCCAGAAAAUGUCAUUAAAGAUAGUAGACUGUGAAACUUGAAAUAUUACUGAGGAAACAAAAGAAUAUUAGCUUUAUUUUCGAAUAUUUUAAUCUUACCUAAUAAAUUGCUUAAAUGCCUACUAAAAAAUUAUACAUCUAAUUUCUAACACAAAACUAAAUUGUAUACAACAUAUAAAAAAUCAAUACGAACAGUUGCACUUACGUUUUAAUUAUAGUUCAUAUAAAAUUUCGCGUGAUUGUAUGAUUAAAGUUAUUUUAAUUACACGGAUGUGUAGGUGUUAUAAGAUUACAUUAUUUUUUGCUAUAAUCAAAUCAUCAGACACGAUGUAUCGCUCCUUGCCAUUUUCCUUAUAAUUAAUGUACUACAAAAAAUAUACUCAUUUCCGGAAAAAAUUAGAAGCCAUAAAACUAUAAAUUGGUAAUUCACUGUACGAACGACAUGUGGAAAUACUAUUUCAUCAUGCAAAAAUCCUAAUUUUUUGCUUGUAUGGUGCCUUAAAACAAUAGAAUACAUUACUAAGCUAAUCAAUGUAAAUGAGAAUGUAAAUGCCAAUUUAAUAGAAUGAAUCUUUAUAGAGUCUUUAGACAAUAGGAUAAGUGAAAUUAAUUUUUUCUUAUUGGUCAUAUAAAUACAAUAUA